Messenger RNA from Fukomys damarensis (Damara mole-rat), 1291 nucleotides. RefSeq names its product ubiquinol-cytochrome-c reductase complex assembly factor 2. NCBI's taxonomy places the organism in Eukaryota, Metazoa, Chordata, Mammalia, Rodentia, Bathyergidae. Gene Ontology annotation, cellular component: mitochondrial matrix. Gene Ontology annotation, biological process: mitochondrial respiratory chain complex III assembly. The record is from RefSeq and is a predicted model, not a curated record. The transcript has 4 exons. The coding region runs from base 48 to 458 and encodes 136 amino acids.
CGCCACACACCCACUCCUCCCCCAAGGAGGGGCAACCCGGGCCCAAAAUGGCGGCCGGCCGGUACCGCCGUUUUCUUAAGCUCUGUGAGGAGUGGCCAGUGGACGAGACCAAACGGGGCCGGGACUUGGGUGCUUACCUGCGGCAGCGGGUAGCACAGGCCUUUCGGGAGGGAGAGAACACCCAGGUUGCGGAGCCCGAGGCCUGUGACCAGAUGUAUGAGAGCUUAGCACGACUCCAUUCAAACUACUACAAACACAAGUACCCUCGCCCCAGAGACACCAGCUUCAGUGGUCUGUCCGUGGAGGAGUACAAGCUGAUCCUGUCCACAGACACCCUGGAAGAGUUUCAGGACAUGAAUAAAGGGCUGUGGAAGAAACUGCAGGAGAAGUUUGCCCCCAAGAGCCCCGAGGAGAAGCAGAAGGCCUGGGCUCGGGUCUUGACUCGCCCCCCAACCUGACUCUGGAGUCUUGUACGUUUGUCAAUAAAACCUCCUGACAUCUCCCAGCCUCGCUCGUGCGGCCCUCACCGAAAGGAAGGCACUUCAGCCCACGCAGGGAUGCCGAGGGAGCGUGUGGCUCGAGCAGAGGAACGUGGACCCCAGCGAGGCCUGAGAAGGGUCACAAGGUGCCUCCCGCACGGCGCCAGGAGCCGCCUGGCCAGGGGUCUGCACCAGCACGGUUCUCAGGCUCUUGUUACGGGAGCCGCUGGGUGAAAGCCAAGGGCAGCAGUAAAUACCGAAGAAAAUCGAAAAUAGCAGGGAGGUCAGGAUGCGAGGACUUGCGUGGCCCCCGUCUGCCCUGACCAGGACAGCACGUGGGCCUCUGCCCCAUGUGCCAAGUGGCUGAAGGACAGCAGAGCCCAGGCUAGGUGUGGCCUCAGCCCUCAGCAGGUGCCAAGGAAGGUCACGGCAGAGGCGCUGUCCAGGGACACAGCCAUGUCACUGCACAGAGUGCCCGCUCCGAAAGCACUGCUGGGUCAGCCCGGGGUAGGGCCGACGAGCCCUCGGCACACAGCGGGAGGGGCUCCUGGACACCUGGGUGCUGUCACAUACAUGGGAUAAAACAGAGGACUGCAGCGGGACCCGGUCACACUGAAAUGCAGUCUGUCCUCGGAGCCCAGGUGGCAGUCAUGGGACACAGGUCACAGCACCACCCGAGCGCCAAGCCAGCAGGGAAGAGCACGUUCUGUCCUCUGCUGGUGAUGAUGGUGCCCGUUCAUCCCCCUCGCAUGGGGAAGUAAAGAAAACAGCCCUCCGUGUACUAGAUCUCUAUUAAUUUAUUUAAGGCAACU